Messenger RNA from Knipowitschia caucasica, 2016 nucleotides. Lineage: Eukaryota; Metazoa; Chordata; Actinopteri; Gobiiformes; Gobiidae. The record is from the annotation of a GenBank genome assembly.
AUGCGGGUGCACUGGGGGCCAAAGGGAAGGAAUGCAUUUCACACUGUUGGGGGUUGGUGCUCCUCAAGCAGGAUCGCUGAAAAAGCCGGCUGGCGCAUGUGCACGGGUGGGAGGAGCCCAACAGGAAACGAUGAGGUCAUAGUAAAAGUAGGAGAGGAGGAAGGCGUGGAGAGGGGCGGGGGCGAGCGAGCCGGCGGUGGAGGGGAGACAGAGGCUGCUGUAGGAUGCACUAGGCAGACGCCGGCUCUCGCUGACAUGGUGGGAGACCUGUUCUUCUGGAGCUUCUGCUGUCUCAGGCUGUGGAAACGAGAGAAGAAGGUCGCAGGAGAGCAGAAAUAUCACCCAGAAUGCUUCACCUGUCUGAACUGCAGGUCGUUCAUUGGAGAUGGAGACACGUACGCUUUGGUUGAGAGAUCCAAGCUUUACUGUGGUCAUUGCUACUAUCAGACUGUGGUCACGCCCGUGUCACUCCCUGACUCUCCGUGCUCGCGGAUCCCACACACGGUCACUCUAGUGUCCAUCCCGGCCUCAGCUGAAGCCAACAAUGGAAGAAGGGGCCGUGGAUUCUCAGUAGGCAUUGACCAGCCUCUGAGUCCCCCAAGUGCGUUCAGCCCUGAGCCCGGACAUACUCUCAGAGUCACAGAAGUGGAUAAAGAAUGCAUUAGUCCUGAUGUGAAAAAUUCUAUCCAUGUGGGUGAUCGGAUCCUGGAGAUCAAUGGGACGCCCAUUCACAAUGUCCCAUUGGAUGCGAUUGACUUGCUGAUUCAAGAGACCAGUCAGCUGCUUCAGCUCACCAUUGAACAUGACCCUCACAGCCAUGGACAUAAUGGCUCUACAGAUGCAGAGGAGCAGGUGGACGGACCACUGCGAAGUCCAGGCCCCAUCACACAGCCCCCAAAUGCAGACGUCAACAACUUUCGCUCACGUAUUGUCACGAGAAGCUAUAGCAUCGACAAAUCACCAAGCCCCAGCAACGCAGCUUCUCCUAUGUCCCAGAGGAAGGACAUGAACCGCUCGGAGUCUCUCAGAGUGGUUUCCAAUCGAACACAUCGCAUCUUCCGCCCGUCUGACCUCAUUCAUGGAGAAGUCCUUGGUAAAGGGUGCUUUGGACAAGCUAUAAAGGUCACCCAUAGAGAAACAGGGGAGGUGAUGGUCAUGAAGGAGUUGAUCCGCUUUGAUGACGAAACCCAGCUAACAUUCCUUAAAGAGGUGAAGGUGAUGAGAUGUCUUGAUCACCCAAAUGUUUUGAAGUUUAUUGGAGUUCUCUACAAAGACAAAAGACUCAACUUUAUCUCUGAAUACAUAAAGGGAGGCACUCUACGGGACAUUAUAAAGAAAAUGGACAGCCAACACCCCUGGAACCAGCGAGUGAGUUUUGCCAAGGACAUCGCUGCAGGCAUGUCCUACCUGCAUUCCAUGAACAUAAUCCAUCGGGACCUCAACUCGCACAACUGUCUCGUCCGAGAGGAUAACACAGUUGUUGUCGCUGACUUUGGCCUUGCACGGCUCAUGGUGGAUGACAAGCAUGAAGACCGCCUGUCAAAGGGUAAACUGCCGGGACUGAAGCGGCCAGAUCGCAGGAAGAGAUACACAGUAGUGGGGAAUCCUUAUUGGAUGGCCCCUGAAAUGAUUCAUGGAAAGAGUUAUGAUGAAAGAGUUGACAUAUUUUCUUUUGGAAUCAUGCUGUGUGAGAUUAUCGGGAGAGUCAACGCUGACCCAGACUAUUUACCAAGGGCAGUGGAUUUUGGUCUGAACAUCUCUGGCUUCCUUGAACAUUACUGGCCCAAAGAUUGUCCCCAAGCGUUCUUUCCAAUGGCUGCUCUAUGCUGUGAUCUCGACGCAGACAAACGGCCUGCUUUUACAAAACUGGAAGAAUGGUUGGAGAACUUAAAGAUGCAUUUGGACAUGGGCUUGCCUCUGAUCUCUGAACUGGAGCAGCUGCACAAGGCCUUCUGGGAAAGCCACAGUGUCACACGCUCUGAGAACGGCCUGUACAGCCCUGAAGAGCCGGAGUAG